Daphnia pulicaria is the source of this 2055-nucleotide messenger RNA. Its product is annotated as glucose dehydrogenase [FAD, quinone]-like. The coding region runs from base 1 to 1776 and encodes 591 amino acids. Lineage: Eukaryota; Metazoa; Arthropoda; Branchiopoda; Diplostraca; Daphniidae. Gene Ontology annotation, molecular function: flavin adenine dinucleotide binding; oxidoreductase activity, acting on CH-OH group of donors. The transcript is spliced from 7 exons. The record is from RefSeq and is a predicted model, not a curated record.
AUGUUACCAUUUAAAGAGUUAAGCAUCGCCCUGACGUCGCUGAUUUCUUGGAUUCUGUUCAACGAUACACCUAGCGAUCCUGAGGGAUAUGUACGCGACACAUCGGUCAUACGUGCCGAGUAUGAUUUUAUUAUCAUUGGCGCUGGAGCAGCCGGCGCUGUUAUCGCUAAUCGCCUCACUGAAGUGGCCGAUUGGAACGUGCUGCUGCUGGAAGCGGGAGACGAGGAGACUAUAACUGGGCAAGUACCGCUCCUGGCCGCUAGCUUGCAAUUGACGAAUAUGGAUUGGCAGUUCAAAACAGAGCCACAGGACAAUGCUUGCAAAGGAAUUCUCAAUGGGCGGUGCAACUGGCCUCGGGGUAAGAUGUUGGGCGGAAGCACAUCUCUCCACUACAUGUUGUACGUUCGAGGAAACAAGCGAGACUACGACAACUGGAGGGACGUUUAUGGAUUCGGAAGACAAUCAAAAUCCGUACCUGGCUGGAACCAAAUAUCACGGCAAAGGCGGAUAUUUGACAGUUGGCGAGGCGGGUUACACCUCACCACUAGGUGCCGCAUUCAUCCAAGGAGGAGUGGAAAUGGGAUACAAAAAUCGGGACUGCAACGGCGAAUUCCAGACGGGUGUUAUGAUUCCACAGGGAACAAUACGUCGAGGAAGUCGUUGUUCUACCUCCAAAGCAUUUUUGCGAUUAGUCCGCAAUCGAAAAAACCUUCACAUUUCAAUGAAUUCGCAUGUGUUAAAGGUUAUCAUCGAUCCCGUUACGAAAGUGCUACGGAUGUGCAGUUUGAAAAAGGUGGCCGAAUGUAUUUAGUCAAGGCCACUAAAGAAAUUGUGUUAUCAGCCGGAAGCAUUGCAACUCCGCAAAUCCUCAUGUUGAGUGGAGUUGGCCCAGCAGAUCAUCUGACAGAGAAGGGAAUAAGUCCGGUCAUAGCUGAUCUUCCUGUCGGAAAGAACUUGCAUGACCAUGUCGGAAUAAUUGGAAUGGUUUUCCUGAUUGAUGAACCAUACUCCAUUCUUGCCGCUAGACUGUUGUCACUUCCAAUUAUUGUUAAUUACACCCUCUUCGGGGGAACUCCCAUGUCUCUGUUAGGCGGGGUGGAAGGACUUGGUUUUAUUAAAUCGAAAUACGCGGAUCCGGAUUCUGAUUAUCCCGACAUACAGAUGCAUUUCGCUUCCGGUAGUGAAAUGUCUGACGAUGGCACCGCUUUGCGCUACGCCCAUGGAUUUACCGAUGAAAUUUGGAAUGAAUAUUACUUGCCAUUAGCCAACAAAGAUACUUGGACCAUCUUCCCAUACAAGUUGCGGCCAAAGUCCCGUGGAUACAUCCGUCUCAAUUCCAAAGAUCCUUACGACCAACCCCUUAUCAAUCCAAACUACUAUUCAGAUCCCGACAACGAAGAUAUCAAAGUGACUAUCGAGGCUGUCAAGUUCGCUUUAGCUCUCAGCAAAACAGAAGCCUUUCAAAAAAUGGGAACCAGGUUUUACGACAAACCUUUCCCCGGAUGUAAAGAUAAGGAACUUUGGACGGACGAAUAUUGGGAGUGUUGGAUCAAGAGCGCCACUUUCACCUUGGCACAUACAGUUGGCACUUGCAAAAUGGGUCCUGUCGCUGAUGAUACGGUCGUCGUUGAUCCUCAACUAAAAGUCAAAGGUAUAAAGCACCUUCGUGUCGCCGAUACAUCCGUUAUGCCGGCAGUACCCAGUGGAAAUACAAACGCACCAACGAUUAUGGUUGGAGAAAAGGCGGCGGACUUGAUUAAGAAAGAUUGGUUAUAACGGAGAUGUUACCUCGUCGAUUUGAAUCACCAAUGAUCAAUAACUUGUGAAUUAAAUUAUUUUGUUUUAGCAUAUUUAUCAUCUAAAUUAUUUAUUUUAUUGAAUUGAUACACUUGUGUUUAGAGCUUAACGAAUAAAUAUUUCUUACUUCCAAAGGUAUUUAGAACGGAAAGAAAAACAGAGGGAAUUGGAAUAAUUUUUUUAUGAACCUAAACUGAUUUAUCAAUUAUAAGCGUAAUUUUUUAAAAAAUGUUUCACAUGUGAUGAGCCUGUGAUCUG